CGACGAGCAACAACACCAUGCUGCUGCGCUGCUUCCUCGCCAUCGCCGCCCUCGUCGUCGCACUCGGUACCGCGUCCGAGGCCUCCUGCGACGACGCCUCGCCUUGCCCCAAGGGCGGGAGCCCUGUGUGUGCGACCAACGGCGUCACCUACACGAACGCUUGCGCCUUGGCCAAGGCCAACUGCAUCGACGCGAACCUUGUUCUCGCGAGCAAUGGCGUGUGCACGUCGCCGAUGCACAUUUGUGCCAUGGAGUGCCCGGUCUCAUACGAUCCGCAGUGCGGCUCGAAUGGCAUGACGUACGCCAACGUGUGCGAGUUCAAGAAGGCCCACUGCACAAACCCGACCGUGACGCUCGACCACACUGGCCGCUGCCCUGCGCGGCAGACACUCGAGUGCCCCAGUAUCUGCACCAUGGAGUAUGCGCCCGUGUGCGGCACCGAUGGGACAACGUACAGCAAUGGGUGCAAGCUGGAGAUUGCGCGCUGCCGCGGUGGGCCAAAGUCGACGCUGCGCAUUGCCCACGUAGGCCCGUGCGACGAUACCGCGUCGGUUCGCCACCUCGACGCCUGCCCAACGGCGUGCAACGACAAGUACGCGCCUGUCUGCGGCUCGGACGGGCACACGUACGUCAACGCCUGCAACUUUGAGAAAGUCCACUGCGGCAACGACGACAUGCACAUCGUCCAUCGCGGCGCCUGCGACGACCCGCAAGUCAUUCCGAACGACGAUUGCCGCGACCGCCCGUGCAACCGCAUGUUCAAGCCCGUCUGCGGCUCGGACAACAAGACGUACAACAACAUGUGCCUCUUUGAGAAUGCACAGUGUGCCAACCGAGGCUUGGCGCUCCUCCACGACGGUAGCUGCGACGAUCCGACGAGCGGAGAGCUCUAAGUCCCACGACAAACACAUGUAAUCAAACGCAUUUGGCUACCCGGAAUCGUGUCUCGCAUUUCAAGCACGCUACGCAUCGCCCUCGUGCUAAUAGAAUCGUAAGCCACAACGGGCUCUUC
Saprolegnia parasitica CBS 223.65 is the source of this 1012-nucleotide messenger RNA. RefSeq lists its product as hypothetical. The transcript has a single exon. The coding region runs from base 18 to 893 and encodes 291 amino acids. Gene Ontology annotation, biological process: cell differentiation; multicellular organism development. The record is from RefSeq and is a predicted model, not a curated record. Gene Ontology annotation, molecular function: protein binding. Lineage: Eukaryota; Oomycota; Saprolegniomycetes; Saprolegniales; Saprolegniaceae.